AUGAAUGUUGGUCAUCGUCUUAAAUUUUAGAUAUCAGUCAAUGAGGAUGAAAUAAAUUCAGAAAUUAUUACACUUAAUCAAUUUGAUGCUGCACUUAAAUUUGAGGAUAGAUAUAAAUUGGAUUAGCUAGGGUGCUCAUACAGUAGUGAAAGUUGCUAGAAAGAAAGAUACAGAAGUGAAGUAAGCAAGAGAUAUCUUAUUAAACACUUUCUGAUGUAUUAAGCAUUAAGCAUUACAUAUUGA
Molecule: messenger RNA, 243 nt
Organism: Paramecium tetraurelia
Lineage: Eukaryota; Ciliophora; Oligohymenophorea; Peniculida; Parameciidae
Exons: 1
Source: RefSeq, a predicted model, not a curated record